UCUUCUUCACUUCCUACCACACCAUCCACACACCAACAAUAAUAGUACAUUUGCAUGGAUAUUUUCUCUCUUUUAAAACACAUACUCCUCUUCCUCUCUAGUCUUCUCUCAUACCCUUUUACAAAAAAUAAGCCAAAAAAAGAACCAAAACAAAGACCUAACCUUCCUCCUGGUUCAAUGGGUUGGCCUUAUAUUGGUGAAACCCUCCAACUCUACUCUCAAGACCCAAAUCUCUUCUUUUCUUCCAAGCAAAAAAGGUAUGGGGACAUAUUCAAGACACACAUACUAGGCCAUCCUUGUGUGAUGCUGGCUUGUCCUGAAGAUGCAAAGUUUGUGCUUGUGACUCAUUCACACUUGUUCAAGCCCACAUACCCUAAAAGCAAAGAGAAGUUAAUUGGGCCUUUUGCUUUGUUCUUUCACCAAGGACAAUACCACACCCACUUAAGAAAGUUGGUUCAAACUUCUUUGUCACUUGAUUCCUUCCGUACACUUAUUCCCAAUAUUGAGGCUGAAGCCAUUUCUGCCUUGGAGUCUUGGGCUUGUUGUGGACAAGUUGUCAACACCUUUGAUGAGAUGAAGAAGUUUGCUUUUGAUGUGGGAGUUCUUGCAAUAUUUGGUCAGUUGGACAGAAAUUACAGAGGGAAGUUGAAGGAGAAAUACCAAAUAGUUGAUAAGGGUUACAAUUCUUUCCCUUCAAGUAUUCCUGGAACUGCAUAUCACAAAGCACUCUUGGCAAGGAGAAGGCUUGGAGAAAUGUUGAGUGAGAUAAUUAGUGAGAAGAAAGAGAAGAAACUACUACUAGGGAAGGAUCUAUUGAGUCAUUUCUUGAACUCUAAUGGUGGAAAGGGAGAAACUUUCAGUGAAGAUCAAAUUGUUGAUAACAUUAUAGGAGUCCUUUUCGCGGCACAGGACACUACAGCUAGUGUUCUAACAUGGAUUCUCAAGUAUCUCCAUGAUGAACAGAAGCUCUUUGAAGCUGUUAAGGAGGAACAAAUGGCAAUUUAUGAAUCAAAUGAUGGAGGAAAGAAGUGCUUGACAUGGGCACAGACAAGGAAGAUGACACUUACCAAUAGGGUUAUACUAGAGAGCUUGAGAAUGGCAAGCGUAAUUUCUUUCACAUUCAGAGAAGCAGUGACUGAUAUAGAGUACAAGGGGUACCUUAUUCCAAAAGGGUGGAAGGUGAUGCCAUUGUUUAGAAAUAUUCACCACAAUCCAGAAUUCUUCACUGAUCCCCAAACUUUUGAUCCAUCUAGAUUUGAGGUCAGCCCAAAACCCAAUACUUUCAUGCCUUUUGGCAAUGGUGUGCAUGCGUGUCCUGGUAAUGAACUUGCCAAGCUUGAGAUCCUCAUCUUCAUCCACCAUUUAGUCACCAAAUUCAGGUGGGAAGUGGUGGGAUCAAAAGAUGGGAUUCAAUAUGCCCCAUUUCCAGUACCCCAGCAAGGACUUCCAGCCAGAUUUUGGAAAGAAUUAACACUACAAGAAGUCACAAAUAAGAUUUAUUAAUAUGUCAUGUCACCAUUGUAGUGGUUGUUAGUAUUAUAAAAUACCCAACUACUACUCCCUCUAACCCAAGAAGUCAAGAACACGUACCCUGCUGUUUUUGUUCAUGGGGUGUGUUGAUUCAUUCCACCAUUGAUGUAUCUACAAUCCCCCCCCCCCUCUUUGUUAUUCCUUAGUUGGAGGCCUAUAAUUGUAACUAUUAGGUAUAUAUUUAUAUAUACAUGUGACUUCUUUUUUGGGCUCUACAUGUAUGGGCCGGGCUUGA
Tripterygium wilfordii is the source of this 1765-nucleotide messenger RNA. Its product is annotated as abscisic acid 8'-hydroxylase 4-like. Bases 55 to 1503 code for a protein of 482 amino acids. The transcript has 9 exons. The record is from RefSeq and is a predicted model, not a curated record. Gene Ontology annotation, molecular function: heme binding; iron ion binding; (+)-abscisic acid 8'-hydroxylase activity. NCBI's taxonomy places the organism in Eukaryota, Viridiplantae, Streptophyta, Magnoliopsida, Celastrales, Celastraceae. Gene Ontology annotation, biological process: sterol metabolic process.